Callorhinchus milii (elephant shark) is the source of this 1117-nucleotide messenger RNA. RefSeq names its product peroxiredoxin-6-like. The transcript has 5 exons. The record is from RefSeq and is a predicted model, not a curated record. Bases 84 to 746 code for a protein of 220 amino acids. Gene Ontology annotation, cellular component: mitochondrion; cytosol. Gene Ontology annotation, biological process: cell redox homeostasis; cellular oxidant detoxification. Gene Ontology annotation, molecular function: peroxiredoxin activity. NCBI's taxonomy places the organism in Eukaryota, Metazoa, Chordata, Chondrichthyes, Chimaeriformes, Callorhinchidae.
CCUCCUGGUAAUGACAGGGCGACGGGUCCGGGUUCCUCCUUUUUUUUUAUGGCUUUUAUUUGCGCAAUUGCGCACCAACAGCGAUGGCGAUCCUCCUGGGAGACAAGUUCCCAGACUUCGAGGCUGACACGACCGAGGGAAGGAUACACUUUUACGACUGGUUGGGGAGCUCAUGGGGUAUUAUAUUCUCUCACCCGGCAGACUACACUCCGGUCUGUACCACUGAACUGGGCCGAGCAGCGAAGAUGAGUAAGGAGUUUGAGAAACGCAAUGUGAAAAUGAUCGCUCUGUCAGUUAACAGUGUUGAGGAUCACAUUAACUGGACCAAGGAUAUCAAGUUCUACAAUAAGUCAAUGCCAGAGAAGCUGCCAUUCCCCAUCAUUGCUGAUGAGAGGAGAAACUUAGCUGUAAAAUUCGGAAUGCUUGAUCCUGAUUCAAAAGACAAGGCGGGGCUACCAAUGACUGUUCGGGCUGUGUUUAUAAUUGGCCCUGAUAAGAGGCUGAAACUCUCUAUCCUUUACCCGGCCACCACUGGUAGGAACUUUGAUGAGAUGCUGAGAGUCGUUCACUCCUUGCAGCUGACUGUUACGAAGAAAGUUGCAACACCUGUAGACUGGAAGCUUGGUGACCAGUGCAUGGUUCUCCCCCAUAUACCCGAAGAGCAAGCUACCAAAAUGUUUCCUAAAGGAGUUUCCACCAUGAAGCUGCCAUCGGGCAAAAACUACAUGCGUUUCACAUAUAUUUAAAUUCAGGUGUAAAACAGGCUGUUGUAUUGGAAUUCAAAAGUAAAACAUGUGCCUGGAAGAUCCAAUGGAGGACACGUCGCAGGUUAAAAGCCCAAAAAGGAAUAGCAGUGAGCGGAGAACUUUUCAAGAUGAGUGGGAAGUGCUUUCAUUUUAUUUGAGAGGUAUCGCACAACAGCAUCCUGUAAAGAACACUUGCAUUCAGAUUUAACCCAGCUCAGAUUUUGUGCCUGUCAUCGGCUACAGUUUGCGAAUCAUGGAACAAUUUAGAUAAGACAAACUUCAACUUGCAUGUAUUGCAAUUAGAGAUUGAUUGAUUGCCUUAUUUUAUAAGGUGCUUUACAAUAAAGCAAUAUAACUUUUAAAGUUUUAAA